Messenger RNA from Solanum verrucosum, 864 nucleotides. RefSeq lists its product as uncharacterized. Bases 1 to 864 code for a protein of 287 amino acids. Lineage: Eukaryota; Viridiplantae; Streptophyta; Magnoliopsida; Solanales; Solanaceae. Gene Ontology annotation, molecular function: protein dimerization activity. The transcript is spliced from 2 exons. The record is from RefSeq and is a predicted model, not a curated record.
AUGGACAUUCUUGAUAAUAUUGUUGAAACUGCACAUUCUAUGGAUGAAAGAUCCAGGGCAAUAGGAUAUAUCAAAAUUGCUCAAACUUAUGAGGUUGCAUUCAUGUUGCAUUUGAUGAAAGAAGUUUUAGAAAUUACUAAUGAUCUUAGUACAUGUUUACAAAAAAAGGAGCAAGACAUUGCAAAUGUCAUGCUACUUGUUAAAGUGGCCAAAACAUGGGAUUUAUUUGUUGUUGAGGUUUCUGCAUUUUGUAUCAAGUAUAAUAUUGUGGUGUCUAAUUUUGAUGAGUCGUAUGUUAAUUCUGAAAGAUCACGGCUAUUUUGUAAAAUAAUUGAUUGGCAAUUGCAAGAACUCAAUGAUCAUUUUGAUGAGGUAACAACCGAGUUGCUUUAUGGAGUUGCUUGUUUGAAUCCGAUAGACUUAUUUUCAAGUUUUAAUAUCCAGAAAAUAAUGAGAAUGGCUGAAUUAUAUCAUGAUGACUUUGAUGAACCUAGCAUGUGUCCACUUGAGAAUCAACUAGCAAAUUACAUUAUUGAUGUCCGUGAUAUCGAUAAAAGGUUCUCUGAUUUACAUGGGCUUUGUGAUCUUUCAAAAAGAUUGGUUCAGACAAAAAAACAUUCAUGUUAUCCUCUUGUUUUUCGUUUGGCGAAAUUCGCUUUACUUCUGCCAGUUGCCACUGCAUUCAUUGAAAGAGCUUUUUCGGGAAUGAAAUUUAUCAAGAAUGAGUUGCGAAGUCGAAUGAAUGAUGACUUCUUGAGCGGUUGCAUGGUUCCUUUUAUGGAGAAGGAUGUGUUUAAGGAUGUUUCAACGAAUGAUAUUAUUUUGUCUUUUCAAGCAAUGAAACCUCGUCGAAUAGUAUUAUAA